Messenger RNA from Monomorium pharaonis (pharaoh ant), 2394 nucleotides. RefSeq lists its product as uncharacterized. Lineage: Eukaryota; Metazoa; Arthropoda; Insecta; Hymenoptera; Formicidae. The coding region runs from base 1000 to 2337 and encodes 445 amino acids. The transcript has 4 exons. The record is from RefSeq and is a predicted model, not a curated record.
AUUUAGAGUGAUUAAAAUAACAAACAAAAUUAUAGCAAUAAUUUGUCCAGAUUGCAUUGUAUACUUAAAAAUAUGGUACAUAAACUUUUUAUUAAUUCUUACAAACAAUUUUUAUAUCGUAAAACAGUAAUAGGUUACUGCGUUUCAUACGAUUUUUGGAUGAAUAAAAUUUUGUUGAAUAUAAUUUUUUAGUAAUUACUAAUAACAUAUUCAUCAUUUUUGCACAAAUAAUUAUUGAAUAGAUUAGUUUUCUAAACUUUUUGUAAUAAUAUAUUUGAAUAAUUAAAUUGAUCUUGUAUUUAAUUUAAACAAUUAAUUUUUAAUUAAAUAAUUAAGUUUUUCUUUUAUAUUUCUAUUGUAUGUGCAUUUAUAAAAAUAUAAUAUCGGGCAGUAUUAUGUUGGUCAGUAAUCACUACUUAUUUUGAGUAUUAAAAGUACUAACAUUAACGCUUUUAAUACUUAAAAUAAGUAUUAAUUACUGAUUGAUGUAAUACAAUCCAGUAUUAUAUAUGUACAAGGCCUUUUAGAUGGUUUAAAAUAAUAUUAUUUAAAAUUAUUAUUAUUAUACUUCCUAAUUAUAUAAUUGACAUUAUUUUUUGAUAUUUUAUCAACUCCCUAAAUCACAAUCAGUGAAAACUCGACAAAAUCAGAAGUGAUUUUUAGUGAUAUACUUAUAAUCAUUUACUAAUUAUCAAUCAGUAAAAUAAAUACACUGAUCUUUCAGUGACUAUAUACUAAUUCUGAAAUAAAAAUUACUGAAAGACAGUGAAUAUUCACUGAUUAUCACAAUUAUAAGUAUGCCACUGCGAAUCAGUGAAUAUCCACUGAUUAUGAUUUAGAAAGAAAAUUAAUAAAAUAAUUAAUAAACUAAUACUCAAUUAUUAAUGUUUUUAAUUCAAAAAUAUACUACUUUUCAACAAUACACUAGCUAAACUUGUAAGUUUAAAAUUCGUGUUGUAUAUUUAUGUUCCAGUUGCAGUUAAUUUUCUUUUAUAAAACAUGACGCAGGUUAAUAAUAUUCAGUAUGAUACACUCGAGGACAUUUUUUUAAGAUCUAGUUCAAAAAACUUAGACAAAACUGGAUUUGUAACAUUUUUCAAAGACGUAUUUGGAGUGGAUUCUCGACAUAAAUUUCCAAACAAAUUUGAUGUCUGGCCCGUGAAGGAGCAGUGUGAUUGGAUAUAUCAAAACAUUACGAAUUUUUUUCCAAACGUACCACAGUCGUUGCUAAAUUUGAUUCCUGCGACUUUUUGCGAGAUAGAUUUUUACGAUCGAUCACCACAAGAAAUACCUAAGUGGAUGGACCUGCAUAAAUAUCGUAGAGGACAAAAGUUUGUCGAGAAAAAUUAUAUGGCCAUUAUUAUGUCCACAAUAAUGGGUCUCAUUUACGUUUAUGCAUUCGGCGAAGAACUGAGACCACUUGUUCUAGGGGAACACAGUCAUACCCCGUAUUUAGCAUUUCGAAAGUAUUCAUCGACAAUAAAACGGAUGAUAAGCUGGUAUAAGGGAGAUCCUUGGAUUAAAGGAACCGAAGCUUACAAGGAUAUGCAAGUAACACGCAGAAUGCACUUGGCGGUAAAGAAGAAGGUGCGUCAAAUGGAUCAUAAGCAAAUGGCCUCUGCGUGUAUAUUUGCAAAUCCAUGGAGUUUAGAUCGUGAAUUGCUUCUGAAGGACUUUGUCUCGGCUUGUCCGCCUGAAAAAUUCGGACAGCGUUAUUAUACAAUUACCCGCAAAUCACAAAAAAAAUCAAAAGGUAUGAAUAACAUGGAUUUUGCAAUUGCCCAGAGCGCUUUUGUGGUUCUACCCUUGCUCUAUCCUCAAAAUAUCGGAAUAUACAACGCGACCGACGAAGAUUUGGAGGCCUUCUCUCAUAUGUGGCAAUGUUACGGAUAUUUUCUUGGACAAGAUGAUGAGCACAACAUUUGCCGGGGCAAUUUUGAGGAGGUAAAACAACGUCUACGUGAUCUUUAUCAAUAUUGGAUAAAAGAAAAUUUCAAGGAAUUGACACCAGAAUUUGAACACAUAACGAGGUGUCUUAUCGAACAUGUAAAUUAUUAUCCUAUACUAUACCUACCUUAUAAGACCGGAAUGUUACUGACUGCAGAGGCAUUAAAUCUAAAUAUGCCUUAUUUACAUGCAUCACUUAGUUACGGAGAAUGGAUAGCCUAUAAAAUCUACAAGUUUUUAAUCUACGCAUUGAGAUUUUCAAGUGUAAGAUCUGUUAUUAAUAAAAUAAUACUGAAAAUACUUGAUAAAGCAGUAAAUUUUAAUAUAGAAAAAUUGGCAGAAAUUCACGAGAAGUCGAAGAAAUUGGUACCAGAUUUUUCUCUUACGUGAUACUAGUUGAUGAAAAGUGUUCUGAAAAAUAUUAUAGUAAAAUUUAAAAAAAAAAAA